AUGAACCCAUUCUACCAUGCAUCCUAUUGCACUACUCUUGAAAUAAAACCAUUCAAUUUGAAGAAUGGCCAAAGCGGGGUUUUGAUCAGUAAAAAUGGCUACAAUACGAUUCACAUACAUAGAAAGGGAACACCAGAAGUGAUAAUUCCAAUGUGUUCUCAUUACUAUGAGAGUACUGGAAAUGUAAAAGUGAUGAACAAAGCAAUUGAUUCUAUUAGGCUUGUCGGAUUGACAAAUUCGCGUCAAAGUGGAAUAGUGGAAGAUUGUUGUAGAGCUGGAAUCAACGUCAAAUUGAUCACUGGAGAUAACAAAGUAACUGCCACAAUCAUGGCCACUAAGUUUGGAAUAAUUGAGCCUUAUUACCAGCCUUGUGAAGCGAUAGAUGGUGAGGAAUUCUGGAAGUUUAGCUCAGAAAUGCUAAUGGCGAAAAUUGAAAAUAUCUGCAUGCUGGCAAGAGCCUCUCCUGAUGAGAAGUUACUUAUGGUCCAAUCUUUGAAGCAGAAAGACCAUGUGGUUGCAUCCAUUGGACGAGGCAUUGGAGAUUCACAAGCCCUUAGCAAAGCAAAUGUAGGACUUUGUUUUGGAACCCAAGGAGUAGAAAUUGUCAAAGCAUGCUCAGCCAUUGUCAUGUCAUGCAAAGAUUUUCCUUUCAUCAUUGAUAUUUUGACAUGGGGUAGGGGAAUAUACGACAGUGUCUAG
Olea europaea var. sylvestris is the source of this 699-nucleotide messenger RNA. Its product is annotated as calcium-transporting ATPase 12, plasma membrane-type-like. Gene Ontology annotation, cellular component: intracellular membrane-bounded organelle. Bases 1 to 699 code for a protein of 232 amino acids. NCBI's taxonomy places the organism in Eukaryota, Viridiplantae, Streptophyta, Magnoliopsida, Lamiales, Oleaceae. Gene Ontology annotation, molecular function: nucleotide binding; P-type calcium transporter activity. The record is from RefSeq and is a predicted model, not a curated record. The transcript has 2 exons.